Molecule: messenger RNA, 630 nt
Organism: Enterobius vermicularis (human pinworm)
Lineage: Eukaryota; Metazoa; Nematoda; Chromadorea; Rhabditida; Oxyuridae
Source: the annotation of a GenBank genome assembly
AUGUGGAAUGAAAAUAUGACGAAAUUCAGAGCAAAAUUUCUUUCCUCAGUCUCCGCCGAAUUAGCAUCUGCGCUUGCUCUUACUCUGCUAACGAUCUCAGGCAGCGCUCAUGCAGACAGAGUUCAAGGCUUUGAUAGAUUCAAGUUUGGAAUGACUGUGGACGAAAUCCGCACGGUUGGUCCAGGAUGCCAGUCCAUGCUCUGGAAGAGCCCUAAUUCCAUCUCCGCUUGGUGCAAGGGUAUCCGCACUCCCUCCGGUGGGCCGGAAUUCUUUCUGGACGCAAACUCAAAGCGACUGAAUGGUAUUCGGAUCGAUAUUGCCGGACCAGCAACAGAAGGCGACGCAAGGGAUUUGCUUAGUACGCUGAACAAAAAAUAUAUAAAAUCAUAUAACUUGAGCGAAAGCGACAUACCUGCGUAUUUUUCGGAUCGCAGGUCAGACGUUAUCCCCAUUGGAGCCUGGCAGGAUUAUGGCGUUGUGCUAUUUGCAUAUCGCUAUGGACCGGCUAGGCAAUAUGUUGGUAUUUAUGCCAUGUAUUACUCUGACAGUGCGGCAGAACGGAUUAAGCAGAGGCUAGCUCCCUUGAUCCGUGAAAGGAGCGGUGGCGGCAUUGAUGCCUCAAAAUAUUAA